AUGGGCAAUAUCAAUUUCAUUAUCGAUGGCUCUUUAAAAAUAUCCAAGAGGGAAGCUCGCACUUUAACUUUUCUUCUAGAUUCGCGCAAAGAUAUGGCUGCCAGUGCUCCCAAUAGAUUUGAGCCGGGAGGCUUCAGAGGUGUAAGGAAACCUCCAACCAUUGAAGAGUGGGAGAAAUUCUCCAAUUUUGAAAAGGAUCAGAAACGAGGAGAGGAAUGGAUAAACCGUGUUUAUGGAUGGAAUAUCAAUGCGGCCGCCAAUGCUUUGCCCGGAUUUAGAUGGUUGCCGGACAAACUUUUAGGAAAGGGCGUUGCGGUCUUCAAGAAAGGGGUUAUGGAUAACCAUGGUCAUAGUGUACGUUACGAUAGAGUUGUUGUAAAGCAAGCAUCCAGCCCUGAAGCAAAAGCAAGGCUACAAAAUGGUGCGUCCAUGCUCGAUCACGUACGAGGAAAAUCUGUUCUCGAUGCCGAUCAUAUAAUUCUACCGAUUAGAUCAUACGAAGAAGACGCGGGUACUGGUGCAGAUGAUACCUUCGAUCCCGCGUAUGUUCACGAGUUUGCCCCGGAAACAGUGGGAAGGACAUACGCAACCUACUAUGAACAAGGAAACCUCAGUCAGUGGCUAGAGAACAAUUUUGGGUAA
This is a messenger RNA of Botrytis porri, 642 nucleotides long. RefSeq lists its product as uncharacterized. The record is from RefSeq and is a predicted model, not a curated record. NCBI's taxonomy places the organism in Eukaryota, Fungi, Ascomycota, Leotiomycetes, Helotiales, Sclerotiniaceae. Bases 1 to 642 code for a protein of 213 amino acids. The transcript has a single exon.